This is a messenger RNA of Hyla sarda, 2096 nucleotides long. RefSeq names its product leukotriene A4 hydrolase (gene LTA4H). Bases 82 to 1908 code for a protein of 608 amino acids. Lineage: Eukaryota; Metazoa; Chordata; Amphibia; Anura; Hylidae. The record is from RefSeq and is a predicted model, not a curated record. Gene Ontology annotation, cellular component: cytosol; nucleus. Gene Ontology annotation, molecular function: epoxide hydrolase activity; aminopeptidase activity; zinc ion binding. The transcript has 19 exons. Gene Ontology annotation, biological process: peptide catabolic process; proteolysis; leukotriene biosynthetic process.
CUUUUUCUUUAAUCCUUGUGUCUGAGCCGUCACUUUACCGUCAGUGUGAUCAGUGUACACAGCUCCGGUAUCUGAGGCAUCAUGUCUGACCCCAGCUCGUUCUGUUCUUCGGAGCAGUUCAUCACCCGGCACAUUAACCUGCACCUCAGAGUGGACUUCUCUGCCCGGGUGAUCUCCGCCUCCAGUGCCCUGACCGUGCGGUGCCUGCAGGACUCCCUCACCAGCCUGACUUUGGACACCAAAGACCUCACAAUCAAGAAAGUUUCUGUAAAUGGACAAGAAACUAAAUUUUCCCUCGGGACGGCUCACAGUUUUAAAGGCACGCCAUUGGAAAUCGCCCUUCCUUCUCCCCUGACUAGAGGACAAGAAGCCAUUUUGGAAAUCUGUUCUGAAACCUCGCCAAAAUCAUCAGCUCUUCAGUGGCUUAAGCCUGAACAGACUGCAGGGAAGACCCACCCUUAUCUCUUCAGCCAGUGCCAGGCCACGCAUUGCAGAACUAUCAUUCCUUGCCAGGAUACUCCAUCAGUGAAAUUCACCUAUUACUGUCAGGUAUCCAUUCCUAAGGAGUUGGUAGCAUUGAUGAGCGCUCUGAAUGAUGGAGAUUUUAUUGACCCCCAUGACUGCAGUAGAAAGAUCUAUCGUUUCAAGCAAAAUGUGCCCAUACCAAGUUAUUUAAUAGCUCUAGUGGUUGGUGCUUUGGAGGGAAGGAAGAUUGGUCCGAGGACCACAGUAUGGACUGAGACAGAGCUGCUGGAAGCUUCUGUCUAUGAAUUUGCUGAGACAGAAAAAAUGCUGAAAUAUGCAGAGUCUCUGGUGGGUCCUUAUGUCUGGGAGAAAUAUGACCUGCUCAUUUUGCCUCCAUCAUUCCCAUACGGUGGAAUGGAGAACCCUUGUCUUACCUUUGUAACUCCGACUGUGCUGGCUGGUGACCGUUCUCUAGCAAGUGUCAUUGCACAUGAAAUUUCACACAGCUGGACAGGAAACUUGGUUACAAACAGAACCUGGGAAAAUUUCUGGUUAAAUGAAGGUCACACAGUAUAUCUAGAGAGAAGAAUUGAUGGACUCCUUUAUGGAGAGCAGUUCCGACAGUUCAAGGCUUUGGGGGGAUGGAAAGAACUUCAGAAUGCAGUUAACACGUUUGGUGCCACGAAUGUUCUCACAAAUCUGGUCCCCAAUCUACAUGAAGUUGAUGUGGAUGCAGCAUUCUCCUCUGUGCCAUAUGAGAAAGGAUUUGCCCUUUUGUUCCACUUGGAGCAACUUCUUGGAGGACCAGAUGUGUUUCUUGGGUUUUUGAAAACGUAUCUCCAGGUUUUUGCCUAUAAGAGUGUUACCACUGAGGAGUGGAAAACCUUCCUGUACUCAUAUUUCCAAGACAAGGUGCACAUUCUUGAUAAAGUUGAUUGGAACGGAUGGAUGAACACGCCUGGCAUGCCACCAGUGCAGCCAAAGUAUGAUAUGACUCUGGCCAAUGCCUGUAUUAAGCUUAGUGACAGAUGGACUCAGGCUAAGGAGAGUGAUUUGAGUUCAUUCGUGGCAGCAGAUUUGAAAGAAUUAUCAUCUCAUCAGCAAAUUGAGUUACUGACUCUCUUGCUGCUUAAGGAUCCAUUGCCUGUGUCUCACGUAAAACGUAUGCAGGAGGUAUACAACUUCAAUGAGGUCAAGAACUCUGAAAUUCUGUUCAGGUGGUUACGACUUUGUAUUCGUUCCAAGUGGGAAGCGGUCAUUCCUUUAGCUUUAAAAAUGGCAACAGAACAGGGUCGGAUGAAGUUUACCCGACCCUUGUAUCGGGACCUGUACAACUUUGACAAAGCUCGGGAUCAAGCAGUCAGCACUUUCCUCAAGAACAGAUCCUCCAUGCAUCCCGUGACUGAAAUGCUGGUGGCCAAAGACUUGCAUGUGAAUUCCUAAUGGAUUUAGCACACAACACUGUUUCUGGGAGUUUUGCUGGAAUUAAACAGUUAAUACGUUUCUGCCUUAAUCUUGGGUUAUACCCACUGACAAGUGGGAUUGGAGUAAAGUCCAAAAAGUAUUUGUAUACUCCCUACUAUAAUAAAUCCUGAUGGUGAUAUUUUUUCGGAAUAUCAAGUUUAUAUAUC